AUGCUGCCAUUUUCCCUUGGGAUGUUUAGUGCACGCCACAUUGCAGCAGACUCAGUAACUUGUCAGAGUUGAGUUUUAUGAUGUUCAUAUUGCCUUUUCACAGCAGACACAUAUCUGUAUAAUUCAAUAUCUAUACAGUGACUGAGAUAAAUUCAGUUAUGCAAAAGCUACUUAAUCUUGAUGUGGGAGUUUUAUGUUUAUUUUGUACAAUCCAGUACUCCCACCCACAUGUACUUAAAAUGUAUGUUUAAAAAGUAAGGUUGAGCUGUUGUCAGUCAUUAGGACAUUAUGUUUCUCACAUGCUCUCUCUCUCUCUCGAUGGCUUUUCCUUCAUUCCUUACUUUUCCUUCCAGUUAACAGUGAAACACGGGUUAAAUAUUGACAGGGUCUGAAAGUCACCCGGUCUUCAGUAUUUGUGAGUCCAAUUGUUUGGAUGUUACUUAUUAAACACAGAGAGGUGACGCUUCUCUUUAGAAGAAAGGACAGCAGCAGCAGUGUGUGACAGUCUCCCUCCCCAGAUUAUGUCCAGUUUUCCAAUAUGAAUAAUAAUCAGGCAAAUGCUUCCAUCUAUGACAACAGAGGGUUCCAACACGAUGACGGAAGGCCCCCUCCAUACAACCCACAGAAGGGGAUGUACCCCUCCCUCCCACAAGAGACCCCCACCUAUGUUGCCAUGACUCCCAAAACUAUCAACACCCACCACACCGUAACACCCGGAACACCACAUAAUAUAGGACAAAAGAGAGGAAUAAAGAAAUGUCAGUGGAAAUACAUUCUUUGUGUAUCUCUGUGUGUGGUUCUUGUCCUGGCAGUUGUCGGCCUCUUGCUCUGGUACUUCUUGUACUACCAGUGUUUACUGGGGAAAUCAUGUAGAAAUGGUGGGAAGUGUCUGAGCUCCUCACAGUGGUGUGAUGGUGUGAGGGACUGUCCACACGGAGAGGAUGAAUCUCAGUGCUUUCGCCUUCACGGGACCAACUUCAUGCUGGAGAGCUACUCAUCAGGCAGCCAGACGUGGAUGCCCGUGUGCGCUGACAACUGGGACAACAACUAUGGGACAGCUGUGUGUGAGCAGAUAGGCUACAGGAGGCAGGACUAUGUCACCUACGGCCAAACCACUGCAGGUUCUUUGGCUUCUAAAGGAUACAUGAAGCUGAAGCCUGGGAGUGACCAUAAAUCACAGAUACAGUCACAGCUCACUUACAGCCAAAGUUGUUCAGCCGAAGCUGUCACACUUCAUUGUAUUGGCUGUGGGGAGAGUUCAGCAGCCCCCAAUACUCGUAUCGUAGGUGGUACGGAGGCUGUAAAUGGAGCCUGGCCAUGGCAGGUCAGUCUCCAGAUUCUUGGUCAGCAUAUUUGUGGAGGCUCCAUCAUCGGCCCUUACUGGAUCCUAUCCGCUGCACACUGCUUCCAAGCGUACUCUAAUCCUCAUCUAUGGAAGGUAUACUCUGGCGACGUGAGCUUGCGCAGCAUGAGCUAUGGCACUGGCAUAAGUGUUCGCAAAAUCAUUAACCAUGAGAAAUAUGACCCAGAAACUAAUGACAAUGACGUUGCCCUACUGAGGCUCGAUACACCUCUGACUUUUACAAGUUUGGUGAGGCCAGUGUGUCUCCCCAACGCAGACGUGGACCUCUCUGCUGGACGUCAAGCCUGGAUCACAGGAUGGGGAGCCCUGCGCUCAUCUGGACCAUCCCCUGACAAACUAAAUCAGGCCCAGGUGACCAUUUACAGCAGAGAGACCUGUAACAGUCCUCAGGUGUUAAACGGACAAGUCACUCAGACCAUGAUCUGUGCAGGCAGACUACAGGGAGGAGUCGACACAUGUCAGGGUGACAGUGGAGGGCCCCUGGUAGUCAAGGAGGGAAAUGUAUGGUGGCUGGCAGGAGACACUAGCUGGGGGAUUGGAUGUGCUUGGAGGAAUAAGCCGGGAGUCUAUGGCAAUAUAACCUACUUCACUGACUGGGUUUAUGGGCAAAUGCAGAACGAGUGAUGGAAACAAAGAACAUGAAGAUGAACCUGAAGAUGAACCUCAUUCAUUAAUCACUUUGCACUUUGAAUCUGAAGCUCCGUUGGAACUUAAUGAUCAGGAAGAAUUUUUUUGAAAACAAAACCUGUACAAAUAAAACUGACACAUCAUUUUAUUAUUUUUCUGUACUAAUUGUAACUACAGACUCAAUGUUUGUUUUUGGAGAAAAUCAAACUAUUUUGUUGUAAUAAAACAAAUUUUG
Messenger RNA from Toxotes jaculatrix (banded archerfish), 2225 nucleotides. RefSeq names its product transmembrane serine protease 2 (gene tmprss2). Gene Ontology annotation, cellular component: membrane. The coding region runs from base 539 to 1987 and encodes 482 amino acids. The transcript is spliced from 14 exons. The record is from RefSeq and is a predicted model, not a curated record. Lineage: Eukaryota; Metazoa; Chordata; Actinopteri; Toxotidae. Gene Ontology annotation, biological process: proteolysis. Gene Ontology annotation, molecular function: protein binding; serine-type endopeptidase activity.